This is a messenger RNA of Daucus carota subsp. sativus, 576 nucleotides long. RefSeq names its product small ribosomal subunit protein eS27y. Gene Ontology annotation, cellular component: ribosome; cytosolic small ribosomal subunit. NCBI's taxonomy places the organism in Eukaryota, Viridiplantae, Streptophyta, Magnoliopsida, Apiales, Apiaceae. Bases 134 to 394 code for a protein of 86 amino acids. Gene Ontology annotation, biological process: translation; ribosomal small subunit assembly. The transcript is spliced from 4 exons. The record is from RefSeq and is a predicted model, not a curated record. Gene Ontology annotation, molecular function: structural constituent of ribosome; RNA binding.
CGGCCCGAGUCACGAGGCCCAUAUUCAUCCGAUAUAAAUACAAAGAGAUUUAGGGUUUCUUCACCUUCUCUCUGCUUAAAUCUCAGCAGCUGUAUCAUCUUUCUUUCUUCUCAGCCGCCUCCCUCAUCUAAAAAUGACUCUGUCGAACGAUAUUGAUUUGUUGCACCCCCCUGCUGAUGUUGAGAAAAGGAAGCACAAGCUCAAGCGCCUUGUUCAGACCCCCAAUUCAUUCUUCAUGGAUGUGAAAUGUCAAGGCUGCUUUAACAUUACUACUGUGUUUAGCCACUCCCAAACUGUUGUGGUGUGUGGGAACUGUCAGACAGUGUUGUGUCAGCCAACUGGAGGCCGUGCUCGGCUUACCGAGGGAUCCUCUUUCAGGAGGAAGAGUGAUUGAUGGGUUGUGUUUUGAAUUAAAUGGUGCUGAUAAAGUUUGGUCAGUGUUUAUGGGAAAUAUGUUUUUUUCGUUGGGUUGCUGUAAUUUUCUAUUCUGCGUAACUCGUUGUGGAGCUUAGCUUAAUUAUGUUUUGAGUAGAAAGAUUUUGCUGGGAAAUUUGAAUGGAAUUUUGACCUACAAUA